Messenger RNA from Sorghum bicolor (sorghum), 1190 nucleotides. Its product is annotated as glutathione S-transferase DHAR3, chloroplastic-like. NCBI's taxonomy places the organism in Eukaryota, Viridiplantae, Streptophyta, Magnoliopsida, Poales, Poaceae. The record is from RefSeq and is a predicted model, not a curated record. The coding region runs from base 138 to 926 and encodes 262 amino acids. The transcript has 7 exons. Gene Ontology annotation, biological process: ascorbate glutathione cycle; protein glutathionylation; cellular oxidant detoxification. Gene Ontology annotation, molecular function: glutathione dehydrogenase (ascorbate) activity.
GGCCCGUGCCACACGGGUCAGAAGAUAGAUAAGCUUCUCUCCCCACUUCUCCUCCCGGGCCACAACCGCUCGCCGCGUGCUCCCGUCGUGACUGAACCGCAUCCUCCCCCGCGCCGACCUGCUCCGGCGAGCUAGGCAUGGCCGUCCUCCUCCGCGGCACCUCCGCCGCCACCUCGACCGUUGGUCCCUCCUCGGCGCUGCUCGCCACCACCUUCCGCCGCUCCCGCGGCCGCCUUCUGCCCCGUGCCGCCCCGCAGCGCCGCUUGUAUGUGGCCCGCGCCUCGGCCCAGCCGCUCGAGGUCUGCGCCAAGGAGUCCAUCACCGUCCCUGGCCGCCUCGGAGACUGUCCUUUCACACAGAGGGUUUUGUUGACUAUAGAGGAGAAGCAUCUGCCUUAUGAACUGAAGCUAGUUGAUCUAGCUAAUAAGCCAGAUUGGUUAUUUGAAAUCAACCCAGAAGGUAAAGUGCCUAUCGUGAAGCUUGAGGAAAAAUGGAUUGGUGAUUCUGAUGUUAUAACACAGACAUUAGAGGAGAAGUAUCCUGAACCACCCUUGGCAACUCCACCAGAAAAGGCUUCAGUUGGGUCAAAAAUAUUUUCCACUUUCAUUGGUUUCCUCAAAAGCAAAGAUCCAAGCGAUGGAACAGAAGAGGCACUACUUAAUGAGCUUACUUCAUUUGAUAGUCAUCUAAAAGACAAUGGUCCGUUUAUUAAUGGCGGAACAAUUUCUGCUGCUGAUCUCUCUCUGGGCCCUAAACUAUAUCACAUGGAGAUAGCUCUGGGCCACUAUAAGAAUUGGUCUGUUCCAGAUUCACUUUCUCAUGUAAAAACAUACAUGAAGUCGAUUUUCUCAACGGAUUCUUUUGUCAAAACUCAAGCUCUGCCAGAGGAUGUAAUUGCUGGAUGGCGCCCAAAAGUCAUGGGUUAAAUUCAUUUCUAAAGUAAGAUGUUAAGGAGAGGGAGAGGUGACGGUCGGCGAACGGAGGAUCUAGAUGAAAGGUUUGUCGCAUGUCUUUAAUAUGUACAUGAAAGGUGGUGGAUUUUGAUAGGAAUUUUGUAGGGCAUAGCAUAUCAGGUAUUCCUAUCCAAUUUUUUUUUGCUUUGUGUGUCAAAUGGAAAACAUCAAUAAAAUUGUAAAAAAAAGCAUAUUUUUUUUAAUGUAAAUGAGCAUUCUCGUUGAAUUUGAACCUCA